UUUGUUCCAAUUGGCUGUCGGCCGGACUCUCCGACCAACGGUCGCCAUGAGUGUUUUACUGGGCCGAGCGCAAGUUGUAUUAGUGGUUCGGAGUCAUUUCGUAAACAAACACGAGUUGUAACUUGUGGCGGCUGAAUUUGGCAACUGAGAAGUUCUUAUUGACUGCUUAUUUCACAUUGAAAUGUUUAAUUUAUCAUCUUUUAUGACAGGAUGCAAUGCGUUAAGUUAGCAUGCAGUAUGGUAACCGGAUGAAUCUGUUGUAGCCAUUUUCGUUCUGUGUCGCCUCGGUUGUCUGCUGAAAAGUGCCGGCUGGUUCAAGGACUGCUUCUCCUAGAAGAGUCAUCUAUUUUUGGUUAAACUUAUCCGGUCCUAUGUUUAUUCCCGUGUAAUGAUAUCGUAAAGUGACUUUUAAUUAAACGUCGGCAACACAAUUUCGAGAUACGGCGAUAUCACCCCUGGGAAUAUGUACUAAAUGUACUAAUUAAAAGACCGUUACCGUUUUUGCUGCAAGUAGUGGCGUUAAAGGGCAGUCGGCAUGAGCUUCACGGUCUGUCGUCAGCUUGAUUCCCCAACGGCCGGGAAAAACAUUCGUCAGAAGUUGCAGUUUUCUCCCGGCGACGAAGACUCUUCGGUGGAAGAGGACGGCAACCGCAGUACGGGAGCCGAGUCGGGCUUCACGGAGAUGGACUCUCCGCGGCGUGUUCGGCGGAGCUCGGCCGAUGACCUGAAUGAUGCUGGAAGCAGCCCCUUGGACAGCACCAGAGAAGAUGCCGAGUCUUGGGACGAGGAACGUUUCGGCUCACUGUCCCCCUUGAAAUCGAGCAUUUAUAUGAUGCGAUCCCCGUCUCCGAGGAAGAAUGUUCGCAGUUUCUGCCGCUUCGGCGACCGACGUAACUGUGGCUCCCCUGUAGCUGAUCGGCCCGAUACUCCUCCGCACAAAACUUUCAGAAAACUUCGAUUGUUUGAUACCCCGCACACACCGAAGAGUUUGCUGUCUAAAGCCAGUGCGGUCAACACGCGGUCGUUAAAUAGGAGAGUUUGUCUCUCCAAGAAUGUGGAUCCGACGGAGAAGGUCAGCCAGACCUUAAGAAACAGUCAUACGCCCCUUAUUAACAUCAACCCGUUUACUCCAGAGUCAUUGCUCCUCCAGUCGGGGACGUUGCAGAGGAUUUACAGAAAGCGGUCACACUGGAAUGAUUCUUGCGGAGAAGAUAUGGAAGCAAGUGAUGCUGAAAUUGAAGAUGAGAUCGUUCCACCAUCAAAGAGGCUGACUAUAAUGGAGAGUAACAUGAUGUCAAGGUAUGCCACAGAAUUCCACGAGCUGGAGAAGAUUGGAUCUGGGGAGUUUGGCUCUGUCUUCAAAUGUGUGAAACGCCUGGAUGGUUGCAUAUAUGCCAUCAAACGGUCCAAGAAGCCACUAGCUGGCUCUGUUGAUGAGCAAAAUGCACUGAGGGAAGUCUACGCCCAUGCAGUGCUGGGACAGCAUCCCCAUGUGGUCAGAUAUUAUUCUGCAUGGGCAGAAGAUGAUCACAUGUUGAUACAGAAUGAAUACUGUAAUGGUGGCACCCUCUCUGAUGUCAUAAUGGAGAACUACAGAGCCUUGCAUUUCUUGUCUGAACUGGAGCUUAAAGAUCUUCUUUUGCAAGUUGGCCGUGGCCUCAAGUACAUACACUCCACAUCGCUGGUUCAUAUGGAUAUCAAGCCAAGUAAUAUAUUCAUAUCUCGGAGGACGGUAUCCUGUGUUGAUGAUUGUGAUGAUGAUGAUGGACCAAAUACCAGUGUUGUUUACAAAAUAGGUGAUCUUGGACAUGUGACUAGGGUUGACAAUCCUCAUGUUGAAGAAGGUGACAGUAGGUUCCUAGCAAAUGAAGUGCUUCAAGAGGACUAUACAGACCUUACAAAGGCAGAUAUCUUCUCACUGGGAUUGACUGUGAUAAGCGCUUCCGGUGCUGAGCCGAUGCCGGCCAAUGGUGACAAGUGGCAUGACAUUCGGAAAGGGAAGUUACCCUUGAUACCGCAAGUGCUCUCUCAGGAUUUCCUUAAUUUGCUCAAGCUGAUGAUCCAUCCAGAAGUAGAGCGGAGACCAUCUGCCUUUCUUCUUAUUAAGCACCCGGUGCUGCUGACAGCAGCUAGGAUGAAUGCUGACCAGCUGCGUGUGGAGCUUAACGCUGAAAGAUUCAAGAAUACCCUCCUACAAAAGGAGCUGAAAAAGGCCCAGCUGGCUAAAGCUGCAGCUGAAGAAAGGGUGCUCUUCACAGACAGGGUACUCACUCGCUCCAUUGUCCAGUCUGGUAACAGGACAUCGAGACUCAUCGGCAAGAAGAUGAACCGUUCAGUCAGCCUGACUAUUUAUUAGCUAUUAAUCAGCUGUUUUUUGUUAGAUCUGUAACUCUGUACCUUGGAAGUCGGGCAGAAUGUCAGUUUCACUAACUUGGAUUGUGCUGAGAUCUUGAUAGUACUUAUUCCUUUUUGGGUACUUGGAACGUUUGUUCUUGUUGAAGCUGCAUCUGAAAUUUCUGCUGUCAUAAAUCCUUCAGAGUGAGGGGGUUGCAUGAAUGCCCCUAAGCACAUGAGAGGUUUCCUUCUAUGCGGCGUUACUGCUGUUUGAGGGAGGCUGUGCAUGGAAGCGGCUUCCCUUCAGUGUGAGGAUGCAGCCUGUUUGAUUUUUUGCACCUUACAGUCUGUGAAAUAUCUGAUGUCCAGCAAACACUGGGGCAUCAGAUAAGAUUCACACAAUUGAGCACUUUUAUGGCAAUGAAUAUAUUUUUGUCAGGCAUGUUUGCUGCUAUAAAUGUUUUGUCUGCAACUGAGGUCGGGAUUGUUUGGGUCGAAAUUUUCUGGCCCUUGUGAAUCAUUGAUUUUUAAAACAUUUUAACAGUUGCUGUCUUCUCUCAGUGUAUGCAUUGCUUACACACCUCAGCCAGGAGUCUCCAGUUCCGGUCCUGGAGAGCUACUCUCCAGUAGGUCUUCUACCUGACUUCUACCACUAUGUGGCUCAUCAGAAGUGAAGUAGGAUAGAAAAUCUGCUGGAGAGUAGCUCUCCAGGACUGGAGUUGGAGGCCCCUGUAUCAGGACAGAUGUUAACUGUUAUGGAUGUCAACUAUAUCUUCACCAUUGCGUUCUACAUUCAUAAAGCACCAUCACCUAUGGCAUAAGUAGCUGAACCAUGGCAUGUGAAAGGUGUUAGGGAUCCUUCCUCUUAUCCCAUAAAAUCUUUUACUUUACACGUGGUUCUUAUGGUGCUAAAGUAAAUAGAGCCGGAAAUGGGAAUCGAUCCAACUCUGCCUCUAGCGUUAGUAUAGAUCAUUGCCUUUUUCUUUUUGUGAGCGAUGUUUUUUUUUUCCUCAUAGUUCUCAUCUGUAAUGUUUGUUGGCUCGAUUACUUUCUCUCAUUCUGUAGGUUCGUUUUCAUUUGUUUGUCACCUUCAUUAUAUAUGGAGUUCGUUGCUUUUGUACAAAUGUUCCUAAUAAAAUGGAGUUUUGAUCAA
Messenger RNA from Brienomyrus brachyistius, 3487 nucleotides. Its product is annotated as wee1-like protein kinase 1-A. NCBI's taxonomy places the organism in Eukaryota, Metazoa, Chordata, Actinopteri, Osteoglossiformes, Mormyridae. Gene Ontology annotation, molecular function: non-membrane spanning protein tyrosine kinase activity; magnesium ion binding; ATP binding. Gene Ontology annotation, biological process: mitotic cell cycle; protein phosphorylation. Gene Ontology annotation, cellular component: nucleus. Bases 536 to 2356 code for a protein of 606 amino acids. The record is from RefSeq and is a predicted model, not a curated record. The transcript has 10 exons.